AUGGAAGGAACGGUUGAGGUACAAGAAGCUGCGGAGAAGGCUGAGGCUGACAUUGAGACACCGGUUGCCGCUGAUGCUGCAAGCGGCAGCUUCGCCACCACAUUGUCCAAGCGGCAGCGGCAGCGGCUUCGGCAGCGCCAAGCCGGAGAAGAUGCACGAGCAUCUGGCCGCAAAGCGGAGCGGCUCGAGGCCCCGGUCAAGAGAACAAAGAAAGCAGAGGUUGCUACUGAGACAACUGGAGCUUCUGCCCCGGCAGCCGAAGCCAAAGUGGAAGCGGCAGACAUCCCAGCGGAUGGCUCAUCUAGCGGAGAGGAACCAAAGGCAGAUGAUGUGCAGGAGCCUCCACGGUCCUGGGCAGACAUCGCGGCAGGAAGACCUCCAAGGCCAUUGGGAGACGAAUCAGAGACAGCCAAGGGUGGGCAACUGUCGUUUGCAGUCGAUGCUCCGGACUUUGUACCCCUGGCAGCCAUGACUGAGAUGCCAUUCCAGGGUAUCAUCACCUUCUUCCCCAUCCAGGGAUCGGAGAAUGCUCCUGGAUACUGGGCUCAGGCAGGUGUCACCGAGGACAUGAUCAAUGGCUCUUACGUAUCUCCUUUCCAAUGGUCUUGUGAUCCAAAUUGCUUGCUAGAUACCAAGUUCUCUUCGCAGAUCCACCAGCAAUUUCACAAGACAAAGCGGUGCGUGGAGGUCUCAUGUCUGUCGUCCGAGACGAGCGCGUCCAGCUUCAUGAAGCAGCUGGAUGCAUGGGGGCUCGCAGGGACAUACGACUUCCUGCAUGUGGUGAAUGGCGGUGAUACGUGCACUGCCAUCAUAAACUUCAUCGAUCCUGUUUUUGUGAUGCUCUUCUGCUGCAUCUGCCAGGAGUACAACGUUCAAGGCAACAUCACUAUGGCUGAUGUGCAGGGACUGGAGGCUCUGACUAAGCACUGGUCACGUCUUGACGUUCAGAGCGAUGCCACGCAGCCCGUGAUCCUCCCCGACGCAAGACCAAAAGAUUGGGCUGUGAAUGCGGUGAACCACAUGCUGUCGCCACAGCCAUUCAAGCAUCAGUUCCGCAAAACGAAGAUGUGCGCCUACAUCAAGAAGAAGACAUGUGAACUUGGUCCGGGAUGUCCCUUUGCGCACUCUAAAGCAGAGCUGCAGCCAAUGCCAGACCUGGUAAAAACCAAGCUGUGCCACAAAUACUUCCAGAGGAGAUGUACGGACAUCCACUGCAAGUUCGCUCACGGUUCUGCAGAACUGCGAUCCGUGUGGACUCACAUGCCAUAUGGCACCUGGCCGCUGGAAGAGGCCGGUUGGCAUUGCAAUUGCUGCUUGCACAAUCUUAUUCAUCCUGUGAAAUCGCGCAAGCUUCCUGUAUAUUUUGGAAGGCUUUCAAUUGGAAUCCUCUCGAUGAGGCAGGCUUUUGUCAUGCAUGGAACUAGACCCAGGCAGUGCUAUGUUAGCAUGGGGUUCGUUUCGGCUUCGAUUUGUUCUAGAUGGGGUUGA
This is a messenger RNA of Symbiodinium natans, 1488 nucleotides long. NCBI's taxonomy places the organism in Eukaryota, Dinophyceae, Suessiales, Symbiodiniaceae. The record is from the annotation of a GenBank genome assembly.